Messenger RNA from Patiria miniata (bat star), 6747 nucleotides. It is a transcript of the gene ubr3, whose product is annotated as E3 ubiquitin-protein ligase UBR3-like. The record is from RefSeq and is a predicted model, not a curated record. Gene Ontology annotation, biological process: protein ubiquitination; ubiquitin-dependent protein catabolic process via the N-end rule pathway. Gene Ontology annotation, molecular function: ubiquitin protein ligase activity; zinc ion binding. Gene Ontology annotation, cellular component: ubiquitin ligase complex; cytoplasm. Lineage: Eukaryota; Metazoa; Echinodermata; Asteroidea; Valvatida; Asterinidae. The coding region runs from base 80 to 5701 and encodes 1873 amino acids. The transcript has 39 exons.
UUUCUAAAUAAAGGGAACCAUGAAGCAGGGGUGACCUCCGACCUUUCGCAGCAAUGUCAAUGAACUUUAAAAGGUAAACAUGGCGACGCUUAUGAAAAGUGACAAGAGAAAAGUUUCGGCACAACUGAAGACAGAAAUAGCCCGAAACAUGGGGCAUCAGCAGCUAAAUGAAUUGCUGGAUGUUGUUCUCAAUCCGAGGACUUCGCUGGACAGCAGUGAGAACUUGGAUUGGUGCCGAUCGUUGAUUGCAGGGGGCGUCGCGUUCGAGGACUUUGCGAAGAGUGUGCGUCACUACGACAAUGCGUCGACUUGUGGUCUCGUCUGGACGUCUAAUUUUGUGGCGUACAGAUGUCGUACAUGUGGUAUAUCUCCAUGCAUGUCAAUCUGUGCAGACUGCUUCCAUGGAGCUGAUCACACUGACCAUGAUUUCAACAUGUUUCGGAGCCAGGCUGGAGGGGCAUGUGACUGUGGCGACCCCAACGUGAUGAGGAGUGCUGGGUUUUGUUCGUUACAUGGUCCGGAUAAACUCAAGAACCUGACCGUUCCAGCGGACUUGUUGCCAAUGGCUGAUGCUGUCGUCCCAAGGGUAGUCUUCCGAUUUGUGCUAUAUCUUCGGGAUAUUUUUGAGAAACGGUCUGAAAUUCCUGCAGUGCGCUUCAGCUUAAGUGAGGGGGAACCACUCCUGGGCUUGCUUCAUGAAUUAUGCAACAUGGGCGGAGCUAUGCGAAGCGUGAUGACACGGGCCCUGACAGAUCAGCAGCUUUACAAGGACCUCAAUGAGGGGUCUAGUGGCUGUUACAGUCAAUUCAAACGCGAUAUUAGCCAAUCACGUGAGAUCUUGAACAGUGCACAGAGUAUCCUAACCGUUCCAGAGUCACCAAAAUUUCUGAGAGGUAAUCCAGCAGUCACCUAUCCUCUAAUGCCACUCAGCUUUGUUGAGGAGCUUCUGUUCUGGGCUGUAAUAUUUGAGUUUCCGGAGAAAAUUGUGACCCUUCUACUUAAAAUGCUACCAGACAAUAGUUACAAGGACACAUUCACCAGGUCAUUUGUGAAGUUCUACGGUCGUAUUGCCAUGUCACUCGCUACCUCCACACAACCUGAUAAGUUGUCCAGUCGCGUGGUUCACAUCAGUGUGCAGCUCUUCAGUAAUGAAGAAUUGGCCAUACAAAUGACAGAGGAGCUGCAACUGAUCCACAUACUCAUCGUGUCGCUGCAAUGCCUGCUGAAACGCACACUGAUGGACAACCAUUUAAAAGGCACCCCUGGGACUCAUCGAAACUGCCAAGUUAUCAACUGUGACCAUCAAGUCAUGCGGCAACAUUGCUACUGGCCGGUCAUCAGCGAUCUCUCCAACAUUCUGUCCCAUCGCUCAGUAGUCAACAAGUUCUUCACUGACCCGAGCCUAGUCAAGAUGUGGACCAACAUCCUGGCCAUGUUCAUGUGUAUGAAUCUGAAUGAAAGGGAGUUACACAACCAUGUUGAGUUUGAGCCGCUUGCCUACUCCGCGGCAUUCUCAGCCGAGAUUGAGGCCUGCGCUGCCCCCAUGUGGCAGCUCUAUGUGCAUUGUAAAGAUGAAAGCACAGCCCACUACACUGAAGCACUUUUGAAUGCCUGUUCAGAGACCAUCACGGACUGGCUAGAAGCAGCAGAUGUUUACAAGUCUCUAGACCCUUACCAAGUGUCCUUCCAUAUUCCAUUGUUACGCUACUAUGCUCUAUUCUUAAGCCAGGCAGUUACAAAACAAGGAUUGGCAAUUUCCCCACAAAAAGAUUUCUUAAAAAGUUUGAUGAAUUUCCCUUUACAGAUUCAGGCAUUGGUGGGUGAAAUAUCCUGUGGUUUAUGGGUGCGGAAUGGUUUCCAGAUCAAACGACAAGCCAUAACCUAUAUGCAGUGUCAUUUCUGUGCCUCCAUGAUAGACCUCGAUCUAUUCUUACUUCAGGCUUGUGCAGCACAUCUGGAUCCUGAUUACUUUGUGGAAAAAGUGUUUUCAAGCUUCAAGGUUCUGGAAAUGCUUACAUUCAACCAGUCCCACAGCCACAGUCAACUAGAACUUGACAAGGAGUCAGCCAUGUUGGAGAGCGCCCUCACACUGUUAGUGACGCUUCUCAGUACCAGAACGCAUUUGGGAGCCACGGAAGAAGAGUUACUUCGUCAGGAAAUGGUGGCCCUGCUGUGUAUGCAUGACACUACUCACAGCCGACUCACAGAUCAAAUUCCAGAGAAGACAGGAUUAUUCAGCACUAGUGAGAGUUUUGAGCCGUUGCUUGCUGAGGUUGCUGACUACCAUGACCCACUGUCUGAGAGAAGCAGUAGAGGUCUACAGCAAGGCCACUACUCUCCUAAACCCAGCGUCUGGGAAACGGAAUUUGACCCAAUCCACGUCCUGCUCAGAUGCAUGCAGAAGAAGGACUUCCAGAGUGCUAUGGAUCGAUACAGCACCCAUAUGAAGCAAACAGCUGGACAUUCUGGGAACAGUGACCUAUGGCCUCCGUUCCAGCCGCUUAAGCAACCCCACCCUGCCCUCAAAACUCUCCAUCAGCUGCUGCAUUGCAAGACUCUCCAUGGAGCUAUAUUCAUUAUUCUCCACAAGGCUGUCAACAGUAAAUCCAUCAGUGAGCCAGUACUAUAUCUAUGCAUUGCCCUGCUAGAUAUGAUGCUGCAGUGCCCAGCAGACACCAUUGCAUCUAAGACUCCUACACCAGCAGUUAUACAGGACGGCAACUUCUCCGCCAUGUUUCCAGACAAUCUGAUUCUCAGCAACUUGGGUCAUCGUAUUCACGCGGUAGAGAUCGUGUACGAAAAGCCGUCCUCAUCCAGACAGAGGACAGUUCACAGCACGGACCAACUCCUGCAACAACUGCUGGAGGAGGAGGUUAGUAUCAUCCAUCAGAACCUGUUUGGACUAGCACCGAUGGGGUUCCCUGGAGCUGCUGAACUAGAAGGAAUGGAGGAAGGGGAGGAGAUGUAUGUGGAGAUUGACGGCAUCGGAGAGGAAGAAGAGAUUGAUGGGAUAGAAGAAGAUGAGGAUGAGGAUGUGGAGGAGAUGGAAAUGGAGGUGGGACUGGGGGAGGAGCUUUAUGUUGACACGCCCGCUACCAGUGAAGGAGCGAUGGCCACUGAGGCAUCAUCUAGCCGCAGCUCAGUCGAGCCAUCUACGUCGCCCUCAGCCUCAGCAGGCCGACCCAGAAAGCCUGCCAAGGUCAGUACUGUCUUGUGGACACCCAGUAAGAUGCUGACCAUCAACUUAUCAAUGCUGGAGCUGUUGGUCAAGUUACACGCCAAGAUGGCCGGUAAGGAAGGUUCCUAUACUCCACCGUCCAUGAGGAGGGAUACGGAGGCAGGAUCACUGCCGGGUGGUGUACAGGUUGGCGGUGGGAUGUUCUAUGUCAAGCGAUUGCUUGAUAAGAUCUGUCGCAUGCACCCAGAGAGUCAGAAGCAAUUGGAAGACUUGUGUAGACUCCACCAGCAGCCUACAGCAGGAACAGAACAACCUGAUGCACAGAGCACAGCUGCUGAUAGGAGGAAGAAAGCUCGAGAGGCUCAGCAGAAACUGUUUGCCAAGCUAGCUGCAGAGCAGAAGAAAUUCAUUGAGAAAUCUCUAGAGACAGAAGAUCCCUUAGGGGAGUCACCUAUAGCAGAUGAGGAGGUGCAGGCUGCAGCAGCCGAGAAGGUCCCCGACAGGGAGAUAUUUGAAUGUGUCAUAUGUGGCCAAACAGCACCCUCUACUGGUGACAAACCAAUCGGUAUGGUGGCACUGAUGCAGGCUACUGGCGUACUUGGCCACCGGUCACAGGUAUCAGAAGCAAAGACUUUACCAACAAGUGAGAAUGAAAUGAUCAGUACGACGGGACGAGGUAAAGAGGUCAACCAGCAAAGGAAACUGGACCUACUGAAUCACUUUGAUAAGUCAUCUGUGCAGAUGUCUAUUAACGUGGGUUGGCAUGGCGGAGUCCACAUUCAGAGCUGUAGGCAUUACAUUCAUCUAAGCUGCCAUGAAUCCUACAUCAAAUCAUUACGGCAGCAGGAUUACCAAACUCCUCAACUGCAAGUCAGAGAGAAGGGUGAGUACGAGUGCCCGCUGUGCCGACAACUGGCUAACUUUGUCCUGCCAUGCCUGCCGUUCACGGAGGGCUGCUCACCGUCAGUGGCAGCUGCAAGCUCCGAUAGCCGAAGUCACGCCGUUGUCGCAGCAGAGGUAGCUGAGAAACUGAGACUGAGUAGGGAAGGCAGCAGGGAAUCUCUUAAGGACAUCACUCUAGCAGCCAAGAGUGUGUUUCUGUUCAGACUCUUGAGAGAGAACAGGCUACCCAAGUCAGCGUAUGGUGAUCCCCUACUUCCCGUGGAUCAUUCUGAAAUGGUGGAUGUUGUGCUUCGAUCGACAGCAAGAGUCAACUUGGAGUUGGACCUAGUGGUCCGUGAAACUUUGUUACAACCCUCGUCUCAGUCUUCCUCAAACAAGAGAGGGUGCAUAGGUACUCUUCUGGAAGUUCUCAGCUUGCUUAUAGGCAAGAGUUCCGUUACCUUGGCAACCAAGCCUUGGUCCAUGUUGACGGAAUUGAAACAGAUAAGUGGGGCUUCGGAACCAAGAAGUAGUGGAUCACCAGAUGAAAUACCCGUGCUUUUGAAAGACCCUGUAGCAACAUUGAUAAAUCUGGUACUGGCAAUGCAACAUCCAAUAUCGAAAGAGCAUUUCAGUUGCAUCGUGAGAACAUUAUAUGCUCCACUGUACAUACAAGCUCUGUCUGUUAUCAGCUGUAGAAUGCCGGACACGGAGAGACGAGCAUGGGCUGAAAGUGGCAAGACGUGUCAGGCUCAGUCCAACGAAUUACAAAUGCAGCCCUUACUGAGCCAAGUUAUUAACAUGUAUUCCAACAGUACACUGUAUGACGAUACAGACUUACUGGAGAGAUUAGCAAUAUGCCAGUCGGUAUGGACCCUUCAAUGCAUUGAGACUGCCGCACAGGAAUACUGCCUGCCGUUCCUACGCAUUGCUGCCCUAAUGCAACAUCAUCUGUUUAGAGAUGAACUACCAACGUGUCAGAAACAAGAUCUGGAAUUCGAGUUGCUCGUCAAUUACCUCCGUCUGUACACAGCGCCCUCUGUUGGUGAGACACCAGCCGACCUGUACAGCGCGCGAUGUCUGCAUUUCGUUGGCAAUCCAUCAGAAUUCAUGAAGGCCUGGUGCCAAGACCUCCUGACGUUUGUCAGGAAAAACCGCAAAACUGCCAAGAGCCUGCUGUUGCAUAACCCAAUCUUCUACCCUCCACGCCUCCUGCAACUGCCCAAGAAUUACGACGCCGUCUUCCAGUACUACCGAGAGCAGAGGUGCCAGAGUUGCCUCCAGGUGCCCAAUCGUCCCGCCGUCUGUCUGGUGUGUGGCGCCCUCAUCUGUCUGAACGGGGCCAGGUCUGGCUGCCAGAGGUCCAGUAUUACAGAGCAGCACUAUCUAUCCUGUGGAGCAGGGACUGUCAUCUAUCUGGACAUUAAUUCUUCCAGUGUGGUCAUCGUCAGAGGCGAAAGGAUCUGUCAUUGGGCCUCUGUGUAUCUGGAUAGGCACGGGGAGGAAGACAGGGAACUCAAACGAGGCAAGCCGUUGUUCUUAUGUCUUCAACGUUACAAGGUGUUGGAACAACUCUGGAGAAGCCACAGCUUCAAUCACUGCUGCAAGAACUGGAUGUGGCAUCUGACUCAUCAUCACUGAGUAUAAAGGGUUAACCGCUAAGAUUUCCAAAUACAUAGUUUUUUAAUUUUUAGAUACACCUUUAUAAUUUUGCAGCCAGAUUUGAGAUGGAGACAAUCACAAGUCAAAUCACAAGUCAAAUCACAAGUCAAUAUACAUGUAUAUUGACAAAUACAUUGGCGUUACCAUUGUAGUGUGAACAAUGAAUAGAUAAACGUCUGUAUCAAGGCCUUCUAAAUCGACGCAAUUUCGACAAAUAAGGGAGCCCGCAUUUGAUAUAUUUAUUGAGCCACGUCAGGGUAUUAGCCUAGAGGAAAAUAAUUAUAUUAAGGGAUGCCAAAAUUUGUUCUUUGAGUUUAUGAGGACAUAGAAUGGGUGUAUAUGCACAUGUAUGUUCUUAGUUUCUGAUGAAAUGUGAGAAAUGUUUGUAUGUGUGUCACUUAUUCAAGGGAAGUUAUCUAUAUACAUGUUGUACAUGUAAACUUCAGUAUUGGAAAUCGCCCACCACCAACAUAAAUGUCGGCAGCACAUACUCAGUCGGGCUGAGAGCUUGUUGGCUCAAAGUCACAAGCUUGCUCGGUCAGCAUUCAAACCCACGACCUCCUGCUUACCAGUGCAGACGUCUUAACCAUUGAGUUUUAUGGGUUGGCUGGCUGGGUUCCCAUCGUAAAUCAUUUAUUUUAUUCCCAUAAAAAUUUAGGUGUGCAAGGGGGGGGGGGGGGGCAACAUUCUUGCCGACUUGCCAGAACCAUGUUCAAUCAAAUAGUUUUAAUUAUACUUAUUGUAACAUUCAGACUGACAACCGUCUACAUAAAUUUUACCACGUGGGUUCAACCUUUUGGAUUUGAUGUUUGUAUACAAACUGUUUAAACCUGUCAAAUUGUAUAAAUUUAUUAUAUUCUAACUUAAACAAGUCAGAAGUUAUUUCUAGAAUUUGGCUUAUGUAAACAAGACUCAUACAUCAUAUACACCUAGCUUGUUAACUUCUUGUGUUUAUAAACAAGACGUAUAUGUCUUGCUUCUUUACAAACAAUAAAACUUGCCCUGUAGAGAACAUGCUUUCUGAA